Messenger RNA from Glossina fuscipes, 1271 nucleotides. RefSeq names its product bifunctional methylenetetrahydrofolate dehydrogenase/cyclohydrolase, mitochondrial (gene Nmdmc). Gene Ontology annotation, molecular function: methylenetetrahydrofolate dehydrogenase (NAD+) activity; methylenetetrahydrofolate dehydrogenase (NADP+) activity; methenyltetrahydrofolate cyclohydrolase activity. Gene Ontology annotation, cellular component: mitochondrion. Gene Ontology annotation, biological process: tetrahydrofolate interconversion. Lineage: Eukaryota; Metazoa; Arthropoda; Insecta; Diptera; Glossinidae. The transcript has 3 exons. The record is from RefSeq and is a predicted model, not a curated record. Bases 202 to 1122 code for a protein of 306 amino acids.
GCUAUAAAAGCCGCUAGCCGCUUAAUCAUAAUUGUCAAUAAGCGUUUUAGUUUUUGAAAGCAAAUAUUAAAAAUUAAGUUAAGAAGAAAGUCUGCCAUAAUCUGCCAUAAGUGAAUAACUUAUUAAGUUUUUGAAGUAAAAGUGUUUUUUUAACCGAAUAUACGUGAAAAUUAUUACAGUUUAUAAGAAAAAAAAAAUAAAAUGCGUUACGUUACAAGUAUGGCGGAAAUUAUCGAUGGAAAAGCAGUUGCUGCCCAAAUUGGUGAAGAAAUACGCAGGGAUAUUGAAGCAUUCGUUAAGAAAGGCAAUCGCACGCCCCAUCUCACAGCCAUUCUGGUGGGCGAAGAUCCGGCAAGCCAAAUAUAUGUAAACAAUAAAAUGAAAACAGCUACCACGGUGGGCAUAACAAGCUGCACGAAGAGUUUACCGGCCGAUAUUAGCGAGAAAGAAUUGUUGGAUGUAAUUGAUGAAUUAAAUAAUGAUCCAAAUGUAGACGGCAUUUUAGUGCAGCUGCCAGUUCCUGAGCAUAUCGAUGAGCGUAAAGUAUGUAACGCUGUCGCUCGCGAAAAGGAUGUCGACGGUUUUAGUGUCUACAACGUAGGACGUAUGUGUCUUGAUAUGGAUUCAUUGAUUCCGGCCACGCCGCUUGGUGUCAUCGAAUUGAUGAGGCGCAAUAAUAUCGAAACAUUUGGCAAGAAUGCAGUUGUAAUAGGGCGUUCCAAAAACGUGGGUAUGCCUAUUGCAAUGCUAAUGCACGCGGAUGGACGCAAUGAAACAAAAGCUUUAGACGCCACUGUAACUAUUUGUCAUCGUUUUACGCCGCCUAAAGAGCUGGCCAAGUACUGCUCUAUGGCUGAUAUUAUAAUAACCGCUACGGGUGUACCCGGUCUUAUAACUAAGGAAAUGGUUAAACCUGGAGCCUGUGUCAUAGAUGUGGGAAUAACUCGUAUAACAGAUCCGAAUACGGGCAAAACUAAACUAGUGGGCGAUGUAGACUUUGAAGAGGUACGCCAAGUAGCCGGUUGGAUAACUCCCGUGCCGGGUGGCGUCGGCCCAAUGACUGUUGCUAUGUUGAUGCAUAAUACUUUCAAAGCUGCCAAAACUUUAGCUAAAUGUGAAUAAUCAUCAAUAUUCUAUAUUUUCAGAGUUUAAUGACUUCACUCUUUCAUAGUAUUUUUACAUGCAAUUAAUCCUCCUCAUAUUACUUAAUAGUUUAAAAUAUAAUAAUAACCAGUGUAAAGCUGAAGAAGAACAAGUUUUUAUUAACGUCG